Molecule: messenger RNA, 198 nt
Organism: Prunus armeniaca (apricot)
Lineage: Eukaryota; Viridiplantae; Streptophyta; Magnoliopsida; Rosales; Rosaceae
Source: the annotation of a GenBank genome assembly
AUGUCGAAUCUGCCAUACGUCUCCGACGAUGCACAGAUCUCUUCCUCAAAUCUAUUGGCUAGGUCUCUGGUAUUGGUUGGGGCUAGGAGGAGAGGACUGAGGGAGAAUGAGGUGGUGGGUGGUGGUUUGGCUAGCUGGGGUGGUUGUUUGGGCUGUUGGGGUGCUGAUUUGGGUGGCUUGGGGUCUUGGGUUGGCUAG